Molecule: messenger RNA, 2346 nt
Organism: Heteronotia binoei (common prickly gecko)
Lineage: Eukaryota; Metazoa; Chordata; Lepidosauria; Squamata; Gekkonidae
Gene: ATAD1
Product: ATPase family AAA domain containing 1
Exons: 11
Coding region: 251-1336 (361 amino acids)
Cellular component (GO): mitochondrial outer membrane
Molecular function (GO): ATP hydrolysis activity; ATP binding
Source: RefSeq, a predicted model, not a curated record
CAGGGCUCCGAGGCUGUGGGGAGAGACUUCACCGGCGGCCCUCGUAAAGGAUGAGAAAGACGAGGCCUGCCGGGGGUUGUUGCUGAAGCCGCUUCCUUUUCCUUUCCGGUCGCUCCUACAGGCGGGUCGGGAGGCAGGAGAAGUCAUAGGCGUCCUUCCUUCGAGCAAGGCUGUGGCUAAGAUCUCACCCUGUCGGUUUCGAUUCUCUCCCCAAAUCUUCCACAGAACUUCCCUUUGCAAAACAGGCAAAAUGGUACAUGCUGAAGCCUUUUCUCGCCCAUUGAGCCGAAAUGAAGUUGUUGGCUUAAUUUUCCGGUUGACAAUAUUUGGUGCUGUGACCUAUUUCACCAUUAAAUGGAUGGUAGAUGCAAUUGAUCCAACCAGGAAACAAAAAGUAGAAGCUCAGAAACAGGCAGAAAAGUUAAUGAAGCAAAUAGGUGUGAAAAAUGUGAAGCUUUCAGAGUAUGAAAUGAGCAUUGCUGCACACCUGGUAGACCCUCUCAGCAUGCAUGUAACGUGGAGUGAUAUUGCAGGUUUAGAUGAUGUUAUUACAGACCUGAAGGAUACUGUCAUUUUGCCAAUCAAGAAGAAACAUUUGUUCCAGAACUCCAGACUCUUACAGCCACCUAAAGGAGUCCUUCUCUAUGGGCCUCCAGGCUGCGGUAAAACCUUGAUUGCCAAAGCGACAGCAAAGGAAGCAGGUUGUCGGUUUAUUAAUCUUCAGCCCUCAACUCUGACAGACAAAUGGUAUGGGGAGUCCCAGAAGCUGGCAGCUGCUGUUUUUUCCCUCGCUAUAAAGCUUCAGCCCUCCAUCAUCUUUAUUGAUGAAAUAGAUUCUUUUCUGCGAAGCCGUUCCAGUUCUGAUCACGAAGCCACAGCUAUGAUGAAGGCCCAGUUCAUGAGUCUUUGGGAUGGCCUGGAUACUGAUUACAACUGUCAAGUAAUAGUGAUGGGAGCUACCAAUCGCCCUCAGGAUCUUGAUUCAGCUAUUAUGAGAAGAAUGCCUACGAGAUUUCAUAUCAACCAACCUGCACUGAAGCAGAGAGAAGCAAUCUUGAAACUGAUUUUGAAAAAUGAAAAUGUGGACAGGCAUGUAGACCUCCUUGAAGUUGCUAGAGAAACUGACGGGUUCUCUGGGAGUGACUUGAAAGAAAUGUGCCGUGACGCUGCACUCCUCUGUGUCAGGGAAUAUGUUAAUUCCUCCUAUGAAGAAAGCCAAGAAGAUGAUGAAAUACGGCCUGUACAACAGAGAGAUCUACACCGGGCAAUUGAGAAGAUGAGGAAGUCAAAAGAUGCAGCAACCCAGAAUGUCCUAAUGCACGUUAGUUUAGAUUAAGGCUGAGGGAAGGGAGUGUGUGUGUGUGUGUGUGCGUGUGCAUUCCAAUGUGGCCUCAUUCAGUGGCUUGCUAUGUGAUUUAGGUAGCAGAAAUGGAUUGGAAGCAAAAAUAGCCUUUUUAAUAAGUGUUUCUGGAAUUGUUUUUAUAUUCUGAUAUUUAAGUUAUUGAAAUCUAGUCCUGUUUCAGAACUGGGUAUGGCCGCAGUAAUAGAUCAUGGCAUGGAAGAAUGUGGUCCAGCUCAAAAGCAAAGUCCUGUUUCGUUGUUGCAGCCUUAAAAGCUUUUGGUAGGUUCUGGUGUGGCAUACAGUUUCUAGGGGGAGGGGUUUCAGAUUCAUGUAUAUAUGUAUGAUUGUGUGUGUGUGUAUAUGAUAUGUAAAUAUAUAUAUAUCCACACAGUUUUUAUAUAUAUAGACAUAAUGUGUAGAUAAUUUGAAAAUGAAAAGCCUUUUUUCCCUUUUUUUAAAACUUAAUUGCUGGAUCAAACUAAAUCAGAGGAUUAAAAGAUUCAAUACACAUUUACUUAUAUUUGUCCAUUACCUUAAUGCAAAAGCAGAAUCUGCUUUUGGGUAUAAUGUUUCUGGAAUGGAAAUCAGACUCCUUGUUUUGUGUUAACUCAUGGAAUCUGCUGGUGCCAAUCAGUUUAGGUAGAAAAGUUAUAUAAGACUCAUGAUUUUUUAAUAAAUGAAUCCUAUUACUAGAUUUUUUAAUACUGUCAUAAAUGUUCAUAGCAGAACAUUGCUAAAAUUGCAUUUCAUUAUAAUUUAUUUUUCUGUUUCUCAGUUUUGUGAGUCAUUUCCUGUUUAAUAUAUGUUGGGGGACUUUUGUUGUUAAAUUUCCUUUAGCACUUGCUUCUUGUAUGCCAGUGGUCACAACACAAAAUAUGAUAGUAUUGCUGGUGUAAGCUCUUGGGUUGUUUCCUUUCACCCCCUCACUUUGCUCAUUUCUGUAGCUCUCCAUAGCUCUUCCACUGAAUAAUAGGAACAAUAAAAUCUUUUUUUCCAGUGACAAA